Molecule: messenger RNA, 2409 nt
Organism: Trichoderma virens Gv29-8
Lineage: Eukaryota; Fungi; Ascomycota; Sordariomycetes; Hypocreales; Hypocreaceae
Product: glycoside hydrolase family 92 protein
Exons: 8
Coding region: 1-2409 (802 amino acids)
Biological process (GO): protein quality control for misfolded or incompletely synthesized proteins; carbohydrate metabolic process; protein deglycosylation
Cellular component (GO): cytosol; nucleus
Molecular function (GO): peptide-N4-(N-acetyl-beta-glucosaminyl)asparagine amidase activity; carbohydrate binding
Source: RefSeq, a predicted model, not a curated record
AUGGGACUCCCUCGAGCAUUGGUUGUGGCACUCGCCUACGGGUCAGUCGCACAUGCAUCAUACGAUGUCUUUGACUAUGUAAAUCCUCUGAUUGGAACCAGCAAUGGAGGACACGUCUUUGCCGGCGCAACUCUUCCAUUUGGUCUUGCCAAGGCAGUAGCCGAUUCUGUGAAUGACAACGCGGGCGGCUAUGCCUCGGACGGCGGUCCCAUCUCUGGCUUCUCUCAUAUGCAUGACAGCGGAACAGGUGGUGGCGCUUCUCUUGGAAACUUCCCUCUGUUCCCUCAGAGUGGCUGCUCUGGUGGAAACCUUGACAACUGCUACUUCACCAAAACGGACCGCCAGUCUCUACCGAUUGAUGGUUCUAUUGAGGCGCACCCUGGGUACUUUUCGGUUACUCUCAACACUUCCAUUAAGGCGGAGAUGACCGUAUCAAAUAAGACGGCAUUGUACCGUUUCACCUUUCCGGAUCAGCCUGUGCCUAUGAAGGGUGGUGACGCAACGGGGGACAAUGCGAUCCCAUAUGAACCCGUAAUCUUGGCCGAUUUGACUGACCUGUCCGACUCUCGGAGCAAGGGAAGCGUUUCUGUCGAUCCAAACAGUGGAAGAAUUACUGGCUCAGGAACAUUUAAUCCGUCUUUCGGAGUUGGUACAUAUACUCUGUACUUCUGUACCGAUUUCCAAGGCGCCAGCAUCAAGAACACUGGCGUCUUCCAGAACAACAGGGCCGGUACCAACUUCAAGCAGCUCAACACCGAAACUGCCACCGUUACCGGUCCUCCUGUGCCUGGAGGCGCGUUCGUCCAAUUCAAUAAGCCCAGCAAUAACCAGAUUUUGGCCAGAGUUGGCUUGUCGUUUAUUAGUGUGAACCAGGCAUGCAGCAAUGCUCAAUCUGAGAUCCCCAAGUUUGACUUCCAGGGAACUCUGGCGACUGCUGAGGAUGCAUGGCGACAGAAGUUGGGAGUCGUAAAGGCCGAUAACACGGGAGUGGACCCAAACAUUCUGACCACCUUCUAUUCAGGAUUGUAUCGCUCCAUGAUCUCGCCUCAGGACUACACCGGAGAGAAUCCUCUGUGGAAGAGCAAUGAACCUUAUUAUGACUCCUUCUACUGCAUCUGGGAUUCAUUCCGCAGCAUCCACCCACUUCUUACCAUUGUCGACCCGUACAGCCAAACACAGAUGGUUCGUGCACUCAUUGACAUUUACCGUCACGAAGGAAAGCUUCCGGAUUGCCGCAUGACAUUCUGCAAGGGUUGGACACAAGGUGGUAGCAAUGCUGAUAUUGUGCUUGUGGACGCGUACUUGAAAGGCCUUCACAAGGGUGUUGAUUGGCAGACUGGAUACGAAGCCCUGAUUUCGGAUGCUGAAGAUGAACCUGUGAAUUGGGGUAUCGAGGGACGUGGUGGAUUAACCAGCUGGAAGGCGCUUGGGUAUAUCCCCACUGACGACUUUGACCCCAAUGGUGUCGGUACAUUCUCGAGAUCCAUCUCUCGAACAGUCGAGUAUGCCUACAACGACUUCUGCAUCGCCGAGAUGGCCGAGUCUCUGAACAAGAAGGGCGAUGCUGAGAAGUACUUGAAGCGCUCCAAGAACUGGAAGAACAUGUGGAACCCGAACCAGAACUCGUACGUCUACAUCACCAAUCCCGAUGGCUCAACCGGCUAUGUCGACAGUGGCUUUUACGGAUUCUUGCAACCGAGAUAUCUCAAUGGAACCUUUGGCUACCAGGAUGCCAUGAUGUGCACGCCCAUGUUCCGGUUCGACGACUGUUAUUUGGUGCCCACUGGCCACGAGACCUACGAGGGCAGCAGCUGGCUCUACACUUUCUUCGCCCCCCACGACAUGGCCGAUCUCAUCACCACUCUUGGCGGCCCAGACACUUUUGUCAAACGUCUCCAGUUCCUCCACAACACCCCCAAUUUGCUCUACUUUGGUGAUGAACAAGCUUUCCUUCUCGUCUUCUUGUUCCACUACGCUGGUCGCCCAGGCUUGUCGUCGUACUAUAGCCACCACUACAUCCCCUCGCAGUUCAAUGCCAAUAUCAACGGUAUCCCCGGCAACGAUGAUUCCGGCGCAAUGGGUGCCUUCAGCACUCUCACCAUGAUGGGCUUGUGGCCAAUGGGCGGACAGAACGUGUACCUCAUUCUGCCGCCGUUUUUCCCCGAGAUCAGCAUCAAGAACGGACUGACGGGCAAGACGGCGACGGUGAAGAACAUCAACUUUGAUGGAGGCUACGAAAACAUUUACAUCCAGAGCGCCAAGCUCAACGGCAAGCCGUACACAAAGAACUGGAUCACGCAUGACUUCUUUGCCAAUGGAGGUGUGCUGGAGCUGACUCUGGGCAAGAAUGAGAGCAGCUGGGGAACAGGCUCUGCCAGUCUGCCACCAAGCUUGGAUCUGGAUAUUUAG